This is a messenger RNA of Daucus carota subsp. sativus, 2050 nucleotides long. Its product is annotated as cytokinin dehydrogenase 5. The transcript has 5 exons. NCBI's taxonomy places the organism in Eukaryota, Viridiplantae, Streptophyta, Magnoliopsida, Apiales, Apiaceae. Gene Ontology annotation, biological process: cytokinin metabolic process. Bases 413 to 1981 code for a protein of 522 amino acids. The record is from RefSeq and is a predicted model, not a curated record. Gene Ontology annotation, molecular function: cytokinin dehydrogenase activity; FAD binding.
ACUCUUGUAGUCUUGUGUAGAGAACUUUUCUCUAUGAAUUGACUCCAUCCCAUCCUAUCCCAGCCUUGUCCUAUAAAUUCAGAACCUCUUUCUUGUAUGCCACACAUUAUCCCAGCAAUUCUUUAAAAUCAAAGGCCUCGAAGAAGACUCAGUGUCCUCACAGACCACACAAUCUCUUUUCUUCCUUGCCAUCUCACUCAACGUCAGCUAAAUCUGUGCUGUGCAUGUUUGUGCAGUAAGUGAAUCUCCAGGGCAUAAUCCGGCUUACGUUAGCAAAAUCCUCUCGAUCCCCACGCCCCUGCCACCAGAUCUUAACCGGCUGCUGCUGCGCACAUUUACUUAUCCUUCACCUCUUAAAUUUCCCCUUCUGUACAAUAUUUUUAACGUAGCAAACAUUUCAGUUCUUGAUAUUAUGGCUACAAAGUUUGUGUUAACUCUAGCCCUAUGUCGUUUAAUAGUCACCGUGGGAUUGAUGAGCUUGGACCCGAGAGAGCUCAUCGGCAUCAACGACCACCGCUUCAGCCUCGACCCGGCCCAACUCGAAUCGGCGUCACGCGAUUUUGGAGGCCAAAAUCAAGCCGAGCCUCUAGCUAUUUUUCACCCCACAUCAGCUGAUGAUAUUAGAGGUUUGGUUCAAGCGGCUUACGAAUCGGGUCACGGGUGGGCCGUCUCGGCUCGAGGCCACGGGCAUUCGAUAAAUGGACAGGCUCACGCUAAGAACGGUGUUGUGAUUGAAAUGAGUGGGUCGAAGCAGCUGCCGAGAGUUGAUGAGUCGUUAAAAUACGUAGAUGUGUGGGGUGGAGAAUUAUGGAUUGAUGUGCUCAACUACACGCUAAGGUAUGGAGUGGCACCGAAAUCAUGGACGGAUUAUUUGUACCUUUCCGUGGGGGGUACUUUGUCCAAUGCUGGGAUUAGUGGACAGGCUUUUAAUCAUGGUCCUCAGAUUAGUAACGUCUACGAGCUUGACGUUGUUACAGGAAAGGGAGAGCUGAGGACAUGCUCAGAAGAACAGGACUCGGAAUUGUUCCACGCUGUUCUGGGUGGGCUAGGCCAGUUUGGGAUAAUCACCAGAGCUAGAAUUGCACUUGAAUCAGCCCCACAAAGGGUAAGGUGGAUCCGGCUACUGUAUUCGAACUUUUCGAGAUUUACACAUGACCAAGAGUACCUGAUUUCACUACAUAUGCUACCAGCUGCCCAGAAAUUCGAUUAUGUUGAGGGUUUUGUUAUAGUUGAUGAAGGUCUCAUUAACAACUGGAGAUCAUCAUUCUUCUCACCCAGUAAUCCUGUCAAGAUAUCUUCUGUCGUUGGUGCCAAUGGAGGUGUCUUGUAUUGCUUGGAAAUUACCAAAAAUUACGACCAAUCAAGUGCCCAUACCAUCGAUCAGGAAGUAGGGGAGUUGUUAAAGGAAUUGCAGUAUAUACCAGCAACAGAGUUCACAACAGACCUUCCAUAUGUAAAUUUCUUGAACCGGGUUCACAAGGCAGAGGUGAAACUCCGGUCCAAGGGUUUGUGGGAGGUGCCGCAUCCUUGGCUUAAUUUAUUUAUACCCAAAUCAAGAAUAGAUGAGUUCGAUAAAGGAGUGUUCAGGGGCAUUCUGGGAAACAAAACCAGUGGGCCUAUUCUCAUCUACCCUAUGAACAAAAACAAGUGGGAUGAAAGAAGUUCAGUAGUGACCCCAGAUGAAGAAGUGUUCUACUUGGUGGCUCUGCUUAGGUCCGCACUGGAUGGUGGUGAGGAAACACAAACUUUGAAAUAUCUAAGCGAUCAGAACCGUCAGAUCUUGAGAUUUUGUGACGAUGCUGGGAUCAAGAUCAAGCAAUACCUGCCUCAUUACAACACUCAGAAACAAUGGAUGGAUCAUUUUGGAGAUAAGUGGCCCACCAUUUAUCAACGCAAGAUGGAAUUCGACCCUAAACAUAUUUUAGCAACGGGCCAGCGUAUAUUUCAGCCCAAUUUCAGAACUUAUACGGGUUCACUGUAAUAUGGGCCAACAACACAUGCUAACCCAAUUGAGUUAUGUACAUAUUCAUGGAAAUCCUUUUCUUAUUAA